AAACAAAUAGCUUACCAAUAUUCAGCGGAAUGCGGAUUGAUGGUUGGCGGAAUCAAUAUCUAAAAAAGUUCGGUGGAGUCGAUACGCGACGUAAUCGAUAGAUAUCUUACAGGAUCCAGUCUUAAAGUGGUCUCUACCAUGUCGGUGGGAUAUGAUCACAUUGACAUCACGUCCAUGAAAAAAUAUGGUGUACGUUUGGGAAAUACGCCGGGCAUUCUGGUGGAAACAGUAGCGGAAAUCGCCGUGGGCCUCGUCAUAGCCACCACCAGAAGGUUUUUCGAAGCGAACCGCGAAGUGAAAACUGGUGGAUGGCAAGAAUGGGUUCCCGGGUGGAUGUGUGGUAGAAGCAUAAAAGGCUCGGUCGUGGGCAUCAUAGGUUGCGGCAGCAUCGGUACGUCGAUCGCUGAAAAAUUGAUCAAUUUCAAACUGUCCCAGCUUUUGUACACCAGUAGAAGUGAAAAACCAGCCGUCAAAGCCCUCGGUGGACAGUUGGUCACGGUGGACGAGUUGAUGGAGCGUAGCGAUUUCGUCGUGGUCGCUGCGGCCUUGAACGAAGAUACGAAAUUCAUUGUCAGCAGAGAACGGAUCGCCACCAUGAAAUCCAAUGCCAUAUUGGUGAACAUCGGUCGCGGAC
Acyrthosiphon pisum (pea aphid) is the source of this 634-nucleotide messenger RNA. RefSeq names its product glyoxylate reductase/hydroxypyruvate reductase. NCBI's taxonomy places the organism in Eukaryota, Metazoa, Arthropoda, Insecta, Hemiptera, Aphididae. Gene Ontology annotation, molecular function: NAD binding; hydroxypyruvate reductase (NADH) activity; glyoxylate reductase (NADPH) activity. The record is from RefSeq and is a predicted model, not a curated record. Gene Ontology annotation, cellular component: cytosol.